This is a messenger RNA of Oryza brachyantha (malo sina), 2965 nucleotides long. RefSeq names its product eukaryotic translation initiation factor. Gene Ontology annotation, cellular component: eukaryotic translation initiation factor 4F complex. Gene Ontology annotation, molecular function: translation initiation factor activity; protein binding; mRNA binding. The transcript is spliced from 9 exons. Lineage: Eukaryota; Viridiplantae; Streptophyta; Magnoliopsida; Poales; Poaceae. Bases 155 to 2521 code for a protein of 788 amino acids. The record is from RefSeq and is a predicted model, not a curated record.
UCCUCCUCCUCCUCUUCCGCCUCGCAAACGCAACCUUCGCCCAGGAGGAGAAGAGAAAAGGGGUUUCGAUUUCCUCGCGAUUUCUCCCCCCUCCCCCCUCUCGAUCGGGCUUCGCGGGGGCUCCGCUGGUCGGAUUUGUUCGUUCCCUGAAAGCAUGGAGAAGGAUCAGCCCGUCAUCAGCCUGCGCCCCGGCGGCGGCGGCGGCCCCCGCGCCGGCCGCCUCUUCGCCCCCGCCUUCGCCGCCGCCGCCGCCUCCGGCUCCGACUUCCUCCGCUCCCACGGCGCCGGCACAUCCAAGAUUGGUGAUUCAAAUUUUGAGGCGCGUGAGCGCAUUCAUUAUACAAGAGAUCAACUUCUUGAGCUGCGUGAGAUCAUUGACAUACCCGAGGCCAUCUUAAGAAUUAAGCAAGAGAUUGACACGGAGCUUCAUGGUGAAGAUCAGAUCUGGGGUCGCAAUGAGCCAAAUGUGCAAGUGCAGGCACAAACUCCAACUCCAGCACACAAUCGGUAUGGUGAGACAGAUAAUCGUGACUGGCGUGCACGGACAGUUCAACCUCCGGCAGCUACUGAAGAGAAGUCCUGGGACAACAUUCGUGAAGCUAAAGAAGCACUUGCCUCAAGUGGCCGGCAACAAGAACACGUUAACAGGCAGGAUCAAUCAAACCACCAGUUUGCUUCAAAAGCUCAAGUUGGUCCAACUCCUGCUCUUAUCAAGGCUGAAGUACCUUGGUCUGCCCGAAGAGGCAAUCUCUCAGAGAAAGAUAGAGUCCUGAAAACAGUGAAAGGUAUAUUAAACAAACUGACACCGGAAAAAUUCGAUCUACUCAAGGGACAACUAAUGGAGGCUGGACUUACUACUGCUGAUAUUUUAAAGGAUGUUAUUUCCCUCAUAUUUGAGAAGGCUGUUUUUGAACCCACCUUCUGUCCAAUGUAUGCUCAACUUUGUUCUGAUCUCAAUGAGAAGCUCCCAUCAUUCCCUCCGGAAGAACCAGGUGGCAAAGAGAUUACAUUCAAACGCGUGCUGUUGAACAAUUGUCAGGAAGCAUUUGAAGGUGCUGAGAGCCUAAGGGCUGAAAUUGCAAAAUUGACUGGCCCUGACCAAGAGAUGGAGAGAAGGGAUAAAGAAAGAAUGGUCAAACUAAGAACACUUGGAAACAUUCGUCUAAUUGGUGAGCUACUUAAGCAAAAGAUGGUACCUGAAAAAAUAGUUCAUCACAUUGUUCAGGAACUCUUAGGGUCUGGACCUGAUAGAAAGGCUUGCCCUGAAGAGGAAAGCGUUGAGGCUAUUUGUCAGUUCUUCAAUACCAUUGGCAAACAGCUUGACGAGAACCCAAAAUCUCGUCGAAUUAAUGAUACCUACUUCAUUCAGAUGAAGGAGCUAACAACAAACCCUCAGUUGGCACCACGUCUGAGGUUUAUGGUUCGUGAUGUGGUUGAUCUUCGUUCAAACAAUUGGGUCCCUCGACGCGAAGAGAUUAAGGCCAAGACAAUCAGUGAAAUUCACGAUGAGGCUAUAAAGACUCUUGGACUACGGCCAGGGGCAACUGGAAUCACGAGGAAUGGGCGUAAUGCACCAGGUGGUCCUCUUUCCCCUGGAGGAUUCUCAAUGAAUCGACCAGGAACAGGAGGGAUGAUGCCUGGGAUGCCUGGAACACCUGGGAUGCCUGGAUCAAGAAAGAUGCCUGGGUUAGAUAAUGAUAACUGGGAAGCUCCGCGUUCUAAAUCAAUGCCUAGAGGCGACCCUCUUCGGAACCAGGGUCCGCUGCUCAAUAAGCCAUCAUCUAUUAACAAGCCAUCAUCUAUUAACUCCAGGCUUCUUCCUCAUGGAAGUGGAGCACUAAUUGGCAAGAGCGCUCUUUUGGGCACUGGUGGUCCACCAUCUCGCCCUUCUAGCUUUAUGACCAGUCCAACUAAUACACCAGCUCAACCUACAGCAUCACCAAAACCCUUGAGUGCAGCUCCAGCUGUUGUGCCUGUCACAGAGAAAGCAGCUAGUUCUGCCAAUGAGGUACCGGCUGCAGUUCAGAAGAAGAUAGUAUCCCUUCUCGAAGAGUAUUUUGGCAUACGUAUUUUGGAUGAAGCACAACAUUGUAUUGAGGAGCUUCAGUGUCCUGAUCAUUACCCUGAGGUCGUGAAAGAAGCUAUCAAUCUUGCUCUGGAUAAGGGUCCCAACUUCACUGAUCCUCUUGUUAGGCUACUGGAGCAUCUGCACACCAAGAAAAUUUUCAAGACUGAAGACCUGAAAACUGGAUGCUUACUGUACGCGUCGCUGCUGGAAGAUAUUGGUAUUGACCUUCCUCUAGCUCCAUCACUGUUUGGUGAAGUUGUUGCACGUCUCUCUUUCUCGUGUGGUUUGAGCUUUGGAGUUGUUGAGGAGAUCCUAAAAGCUGUGGAGGAUACAUACUUCCGCAAAGGAAUUUUUGAUGCGAUCAUGAAAACCAUGGGAGCAAACUCUUCAGGUCAGGCUAUCUUGAGCUCGCACUCUGAUGUAGUUGAUGCCUGCAACAACCUUUUGAAAUAAUAGCUCUGGUCAGCUUUGGCACAUCAACCUUUCAGAUGCUGUGCCUAGGCAAAACAGCAUCGUGUAUUCUCUAUAGCUUUAGAUGUUUCACCCCAGAGGAACUCUCGUACUUGAGAUGUGAGCAACAGCCAGUUUUGUGCUGUAUAUUUUUGCGAGGUCAGAUGAGUGUUCAUUAUUGUUUCGACAAGAAGGAAAGAAAGAAGCCAUGGAUUUUGCUCUCAGGUUACAGCUUAAUUCGCUGGAGCCUGAGAUGAACAAGGCUUAAUGUGGUAUUUUUGUGUCCCUUUAUUAGUUUUCUGUGCGUACACAUUUUGUAACAAUGUACUAUGGUUUUGGAGUAUUCUGUUGGUUACAAUAUAUCGUGUCAUUGUAGCGGUCAAAUUUUGAUACCUAAUUCUGAGGUUUGCUUGAGCAUAUGUGCCCGUGUCCGAUGAAGUUAUUUAA